AUGUCCACCCCCAAGAUCGCGCUGGAGUCGAGAUCCUCACUCGAGUCUGCAAUGGUCGGAGGCGGCAAGACUCCGCGGGAGCGCAUCCUCCUGCUACUACAGGACUACAUCGGCUCGGUCGAGAAGUGUACGCGAAAGAUCUGGGUUUGGGAGGGCAGGUCAAUGACGCACCGCGAGGUCACUUAUGUACCAGUCCUCUACAAGAUCUUCGAUGAGAUCCUCGUCUACGCUGCCGACAAUAAGCAGCGCGACCCGAGCAUGGACUCCCUCUCCGUGGGGAUCGAUGUGUCCGACUGCCGCAUUUGUGUCUACUACAGCGGUCAAGGCAUCCCGAUUGAGCGUCACCUGGAAGAUGGUGUAUACAUGUCGGAGAUGAUCUCCGGCGACCUCAGCAACUGCGAAGAUAUUGCCGGCGGGAGGAACAGCUACGGGGUCAAGCUGGCCAACUUAUUCUCCACGGAGUUCAUCAUCGAGACUGUCGACAGCCGCCUUUAG
This is a messenger RNA of Panicum virgatum (switchgrass), 495 nucleotides long. Its product is annotated as DNA topoisomerase 2-like. The transcript has a single exon. The record is from RefSeq and is a predicted model, not a curated record. Gene Ontology annotation, biological process: sister chromatid segregation; resolution of meiotic recombination intermediates. The coding region runs from base 1 to 495 and encodes 164 amino acids. NCBI's taxonomy places the organism in Eukaryota, Viridiplantae, Streptophyta, Magnoliopsida, Poales, Poaceae. Gene Ontology annotation, cellular component: nucleus.